This is a messenger RNA of Micropterus dolomieu (smallmouth bass), 2804 nucleotides long. RefSeq names its product apoptosis inducing factor mitochondria associated 4 (gene aifm4). Gene Ontology annotation, cellular component: cytoplasm. The record is from RefSeq and is a predicted model, not a curated record. The transcript is spliced from 19 exons. Lineage: Eukaryota; Metazoa; Chordata; Actinopteri; Centrarchiformes; Centrarchidae. Gene Ontology annotation, molecular function: oxidoreductase activity, acting on NAD(P)H; flavin adenine dinucleotide binding; 2 iron, 2 sulfur cluster binding. The coding region runs from base 223 to 1830 and encodes 535 amino acids.
UGUGUCACCGAUGUGGCCGUAAUCUCCCAUCUCUCCUCGGCUACGGUUGGCUCGCGGGGAGCACGGGACUCCUACUGUCUGUCACGCGGGCAGUUCCAUGCCUGUGCUCGUUCAUGAACCACCCACAUCUGUGUUAGUCUACGGAAAACACUGCCGAUCGAGGAUCAGUCUGUUACCACACAUGCACCGUUUCUCACUGCUGUUAGCUGGAAGAAUACAGGAAUGAUUCAGUGCCAAGAAGGUGAGGUGCAGGAGGAGGUGACUGGGAUGGUAUGUGAAGAGGCUGACCUGAAAGAUGGACAGAUGAAGGAAGUAACUGUCGGUGAUCAGAAGGUGUUGCUUGUCUGCGCCCAGGGUCAGUACAGUGCUGUUGGAAGCCAGUGCUCUCAUUAUAAUGCUCCUCUUGUUAAAGGAGCACUGGUUGGUGACAGAGUGAGAUGUCCCUUUCAUGGUGCUUGCUUUAAUGUCAGAACUGGAGACAUUGAAGAGUAUCCAGGUCUGGACUGUCUGCCUAGUUAUAAGGUAAAAGUUGAGGAGGGCAAGGUGUAUGUUACCAUCAACAAAAAUUCUCUGAAGUUGACGAAGCGGGUGAAGGAGAUGUGCAGCAUGGUACCAGACGUCAAACACACUAUCCUGCUGAUAGGAGGGGGCCCUGCCUCCCUGGUUUGUGCUGAAACGCUGCGGCAGAACUGCUACCAAGGUCGAAUCGUCAUGGUCACCAAAGACAAUCUGCCUCCAUUUGACAAGCCCAAGCUGAGUAAGAUUAUGAAUCUGGACAGCAGCAGCCUCCUCCUGCGGCCAAGUGACUUUUAUCAACAGCAUGGGAUUGAGGUGUGGACACAGAAGGAGGUGCUGUCGGUACACCCAGCUGAUAAGGCGGUGAAGUUGAGCGAUGGCUCUUUGCAGCAUUACGACCAGCUUCUCAUCUCAACGGGCUGUAGAGCGCGGCCGCUCAGCUGUCCUGGCUGGGACCUGAAGGGAGUAAAGUUACUGCAGAGUUAUGAAGAUGCCAAAGAGAUUCACAACUCCUGUCUGGGCCAGAAAACUGUUGUGAUCGGAGCCUCCUUCAUAGGUAUGGAGGUGGCAUCCUACUUAUCAGACAAAGCUGCCAGUGUGGCCUUGGUUGGCACCACCAGAUACCCGUAUGAGCGAUCUCUGGGGCCGGAGAUUGGCAAGAUGAGCAUGCAAAUGUUGGAGGAACAACGUGUAAAGUUCUACAUGAAGGAUGGAGUCGCUGAGAUCAAAGGGGAGAACGGAAAGGUGAAGGGAUUGGUACUGACCAGUGGUAAAGUCCUGGAAGCUGACGUGGUGAUUGCGGGAAUUGGUGUAAUUCCCAAUUCAGACUUCUUGGCAGGAAGCAAGUUGGAAGUGGAUUCAAGGAAAGCUGUGAUUGUUGACAAGUUCAUGAGGACCAAUAUACCAGAUAUCUUUAGUGCUGGAGAUGUUGCUUCUUUCCCUCUGACCAUCUGUGGAGACAAAAGGGUCAACAUUGGUCACUGGCAAAUGUCUCAAGCUCAAGGAAGAGUAGCUGCCUUUAACAUGCUGAAAAAGCCAACCAAAAUCGAGUCUGUGCCUUUCUUCUGGACUGUGUUGCUUGGGAAAAGUAUCAGAUACACAGGCUAUGGGGAAGGACACACAGAAAUCAUAUUCAAAGGCAAAGUGGAAGAAAGGAAGUUCCUGGCGUUUUACAUAAAAGAUGAGGCGGUGGUGGCUGCGGCCAGCCUUAUGUUUGACCCUGCUGUGGCCCGUCUUGCAGAGUUGAUGGCUACUGGGCAGGUCCUAACAAAGGCACAGGCUCAAGCUGAUGACCUGAGCUGGCUGCAGAUGUAACCAGAGGCCUGCUGUAUCCAGGAGUAACACCUCUCAGUGACAAAGGAUGUCGCCUUUACCUUUCUUCUUCUUCCUCUUCUCCAUCAAAUAGUGCCUAGUUUACCUAUGAUUACUCCGUUUACUGCCGUCAGACCUCCGAUCUUACACAGAGCACUGUUACUAUAGCAGCAAGCAAAGCUUUAUUGAAUUUGCACUUUGUGCCCUCGGUCACCUGAUCUAUGUGUCACGAGCAGAGCCUGGAUACGCUGACUGGCAGCAGUUUCACUUUUAUUUAUUUAACUACAGCUGUACUAAAAGUGGGUUGUCUAAACUGUCACAGUGUGUGCUUAAUAUUAGCUACACAAAACACACACAACUCCAUUUGUCUUAGUUAUGAGCAACCUAUUUAAAAUCUAAAAUACAAAGGUUAGUUAAAAUACUGCACUCAAAUACAAUAAUGAACAUGUUGUUAAGAACAGUUUUUUACUUUUUAUAUCAAAACAUGUCUCAUAUUCAGAGUAAUUCUUUAAUUAAUCAUAAUUUUUUUUUACAGCAGAGAUGUAGCUCAUUGUUUACUCUUCAUCAUAUAACUCACAUUCAUGUAUUUAGUGUCUGACUUUAUAAUUCAAAUGAAGAGAAAACAGAAUGCAAGCACUUUGUCGAAUCUUACCUUCCACUACUUGAAAAUGCCGCCUAGUGCUUUGUUAUGCAUAACUGAUGCUCAGGUUUUCAAUCUGUUGAACACAUUGAUUAUCCAUAAUAUAUUUACUGUUGUCUGCCUAUGAGUGCAGUAUGGGGAUGCGUUCUCUGUCAGUGCUAUUUUUCCUGCUACAACAAGUCACUGCUCAUGUGUAGAUAACCUUUGCUGCUUUAUUUCUUGUAGGUUUUGACAGUCGGCCAGUUGCUUUUGAAAUGUUUAUAUAAAAUUUAAUAUGCUUUUGGUGUAGGUGUGUAAAGAAUUUAACAAAUAAAUCAGUGAUUAUUAUGUCUUUAAA